Perognathus longimembris pacificus (Pacific pocket mouse) is the source of this 1371-nucleotide messenger RNA. It is a transcript of the gene Ivd, whose product is annotated as isovaleryl-CoA dehydrogenase. The record is from RefSeq and is a predicted model, not a curated record. Gene Ontology annotation, cellular component: mitochondrion. Lineage: Eukaryota; Metazoa; Chordata; Mammalia; Rodentia; Heteromyidae. The transcript is spliced from 12 exons. Gene Ontology annotation, molecular function: flavin adenine dinucleotide binding; 3-methylbutanoyl-CoA dehydrogenase activity. Gene Ontology annotation, biological process: L-leucine catabolic process. Bases 35 to 1315 code for a protein of 426 amino acids.
CCCCCACUGCUCUCAGCGAGGCUGCCGGGCAGAGAUGGCGACCGCUGCUCGGCUGCUCGGGAGGCGGGUGCUGAGCUGGGGGCUGCGGCCGACCUUCGAGCCCCUCGCGGGCCCGGGGCCCCGGCGCGCCCACUCGCUGCUGCCUGUGGACGACACGAUCAACGGGCUAAGCGAGGAGCAGAAACAGCUUCGUCAGACAAUGACUAAAUUCCUUCAAGAACACCUAGCCCCCAAGGCCCAGGAGAUUGAUCAGAGCAAUGAUUUCAAGAACUUGCGAGAGUUUUGGAAGCAGCUGGGCAGCCUGGGGGUGCUGGGCAUUACCGCGCCAGUUCAGUAUGGUGGCUCUGGCCUGGGCUAUCUGGAACAUGUGCUGGUGAUGGAGGAGAUAUCUCGGGCUUCUGGAGCCGUGGGACUCAGCUAUGGCGCCCACUCCAACCUCUGCAUCAACCAGAUUGUGCGAAAUGGGAAUGAGGCCCAGAAGGAGAAAUACCUCCCCAAGCUGAUCAGCGGGGAACACAUCGGCGCGCUGGCCAUGAGCGAGCCCAACGCCGGCUCCGACGUGGUCUCCAUGAAGCUCAAGGCGGAAAAGGACGGAGGUCAUUAUGUCCUGAAUGGAAACAAGUUCUGGAUCACUAACGGCCCGGAUGCCGAUGUCCUCAUCGUCUAUGCCAAGACAGAUCUGACUGCCUCGCCCGCUUCCCGGGGCAUAACGGCCUUCAUCGUGGAGAAGGGCAUGCCUGGCUUCAGCACCUCUAAGAAGCUAGACAAGCUAGGAAUGAGGGGCUCGAACACCUGUGAGCUCGUCUUUGAAGACUGUAAGGUGCCUGCUGCCAGCAUCCUAGGCCAGGAGAGCAAGGGGGUGUACGUGCUGAUGAGCGGGCUGGACCUGGAGCGCCUGGUGCUGUCGGGGGGGCCCCUUGGGCUCAUGCAGGCCGUCCUGGACCACACCGUUCCCUACCUGCACGUGCGGGAAGCCUUUGGCCAGAAGAUCGGCCACUUCCAGCUCAUGCAGGGGAAGAUGGCCGACAUGUACACGCGCCUCAUGGCGAGCCGGCAGUACGUCUACAAUGUCGCCAAGGCCUGCGACGAGGGCCACUGCACGGCGAAGGACUGCGCGGCCGUGAUCCUGUACGCCGCCGAGUGCGCCACACAGGUCGCCCUGGACGGCAUCCAGUGCCUGGGCGGCAAUGGCUACAUCAACGACUUUCCCAUGGGCCGCCUUCUCCGGGAUGCCAAGCUCUACGAGAUCGGCGCCGGCACCAGCGAGGUGAGGCGGCUGGUCAUUGGCAGAGCUUUCAACGCGGACUUCCGCUAGGGCCGCGCCUGCCACCCGUGCACCCGCCCCUCGGGGCCCGUCCGUGGCAAGGCCAC